This is a messenger RNA of Strongyloides ratti, 1122 nucleotides long. RefSeq names its product DNA/RNA-binding protein KIN17. NCBI's taxonomy places the organism in Eukaryota, Metazoa, Nematoda, Chromadorea, Rhabditida, Strongyloididae. Gene Ontology annotation, cellular component: nucleus. Gene Ontology annotation, biological process: DNA replication; DNA damage response. The transcript has 4 exons. The coding region runs from base 1 to 1122 and encodes 373 amino acids. The record is from RefSeq and is a predicted model, not a curated record. Gene Ontology annotation, molecular function: double-stranded DNA binding; peptidyl-prolyl cis-trans isomerase activity.
AUGGGAAAAAAUCAUAGUGGAUCAGAACACAAAAAACACAAGAUUGUUAAAACAAAAGGUUUACAAAAAUUAAAAUGGUUUUGUCAAAUGUGUCAAAAACAAUGUAGAGAUCAACAUGGAUUUAAAUGUCAUUUAACUAGUGAAGCACAUCAACGACAAUUAUUACUUUUUGCAGAAAAUAGCAAUCAAUAUAUGAAAGAAUUUAACAAAGAAUUUGAAACAGCUUUUUUGAAAAUUUUAAAGUCAACUUAUGGAACUAAGAGAGUAAGAGCAAAUGAUGUCUAUCAAGAUUAUAUUCGUGAUAAAAGUAAUGUUCAUAUGAAUGCAACGUCUUGGCAUACAUUGACGGGAUUUAUUAAUUAUCUGGCAAAAACCGGAAAAGCAAGAGUUGAUGAAAAUGAAAAAGGUUGGUGGAUACAAUAUAUAGAUCAAGGAGCAGAGUUAAGAAAAAAAAUGAUAUUAGAAAAGGCAAAAAUUGAAAAAGAUGAUGAGGAAAGAGAAAGGGAAUUAUUUCUUAAAAGAGCUGAAAGGGAAAAACAAGAGCUUAAAGAGAAAAUUGAGGAGGAAAAGGAGAGCACAAAAGAAUUCUCAAAGCCAGAAGGAGAAUUAUUAAAAUUUAAGUUGGCUUUACAACCAAGUUCAUCGAAAAUAGUUCCAAAAAUACAACCUCCAAUUGACGAGGCAUUCACAAGUUCCUCAUCAAAAAGUAAAAAAUCUUCUUCUGCAAACACAAAUACUACAAAACGAUCUGAUUUUCAGAGUGCAUGGAAAGCGAAAUCAGGUAGUGGGUCCGGAGAGGCUACUGAAUCUAAGAAAGAGGCAAAAGGUGGUACUGCUGUGAAAGUGAGACAUAUUUUAUGCGAAAAGCAGUCGAAAAUUCUCGAAGCUCUUGCUAAACUUGAAUCAGGAAUGAAGUUUAAUGAAGUUGCAGCUCAGUAUAGUGAAGAUAAAGCAAGAAGUGGUGGUGAUUUAGGAUGGAUGACACGUGGAUCAAUGGUUGGGCCAUUUCAGGAUGCCGCCUUUGCAUUGACGAAAAGUACUGUUGAUAAACCGAUUUAUACAAAUCCUCCUGUAAAAACUAAAUUUGGUUAUCAUAUUAUUAUGAUUGAGGGUAAAAAAUGA